Messenger RNA from Terrapene triunguis (Three-toed box turtle), 2641 nucleotides. It is a transcript of the gene ATF7IP2, whose product is annotated as activating transcription factor 7 interacting protein 2. Gene Ontology annotation, molecular function: transcription coregulator activity; protein binding. Lineage: Eukaryota; Metazoa; Chordata; Testudines; Emydidae. The coding region runs from base 194 to 2407 and encodes 737 amino acids. The record is from RefSeq and is a predicted model, not a curated record. The transcript is spliced from 12 exons. Gene Ontology annotation, biological process: regulation of DNA-templated transcription. Gene Ontology annotation, cellular component: nucleus; transcription regulator complex.
UCCGCUCCAGGCGGUCGCUAGGCCCUGAUUGGCCGGCGGCGCACCCUGACGUGCCCCGCACUCGGUAAUCCUGCCCUUCCGUGUGGUCGCGCGCUGCGGGGCGGUCAAGUGUUGCUGCAACCGUCCGGCGCAGGGCUGUGCGGCGAUUCCGGAGUAGCGGCUCAUUGCUGCCCCCCCGUCCCCGGCAUGAAAGAUGGAGAGUUCAAAUACAAUCAUCCACAAGCCUUUGAGAGCAAGAAAAACAAUGACUCCAAGUAGUCGAAAACAAGUGGAAAUGCUGAAUAAAACAAAGAAUAUUUCAGGACAAGGAAAGAUUCUAAACGGCUUGCAUACUGAGGAUCACCAUGUUCAGUUAAAUACGGUGGACAUAAACUGCAGAAGUAAUGAUUCUGUAAAAGGAAGCUCACUAACUGAAUCAAAAACAGAUACGUUCCCUGAAAAAAGUGACAUGUUACCUCAAAAAUUAACAGCCUCAAUACAAGGGUUCAGUGUUAACUCAAAAGUAAAUGAAGAAGUAAAACAAUGUUCUUAUGACAAAAAUUUUGAUCAAAACUGUCAAGAAGAAUCCCAAGAGCCUCCCCAUGAGAAAUCUUGUAACAAAAACUCUGAUGCAAAACAGUUUCUAAAUGCUGGGUGUUUACAAGAUAUACUGCAUAAAUGGUAUGAAAAUGAACUAAAUUCACCAUCCUCCAAGCCAGUUGAAGUGCAUUUGUAUUCAAAACCAAAUAACCUACCUGUUGACCAGUUAAAAGAGAGUGCUUGUUUAAACGAUCCAGUUAACAGUGAUUCUGGGGAUGAAAAAAGAACUAACAAGAUUAUUCCUAUUUUAGAAAAGAUAGACACAACAACAGAAAUAAAUAGUGCAAUAGAAGAGGUUAUUCCCAUAUUAAAAAAGGUAGACGUGAUACCUGAUUCAAAUGAUGUGAAGCACAAAUAUAACCUUACUAAUUCAGUUACCCCCACACUGCCUGGGACAGAUAGAAUAGCUGAUGGUUCGGAGAGUAAAACAUCCUAUGGAAAUGGUAGUCCAAAUAUUUCACCAGACGUGGAAGCUGCUGUUAUGCUGCAGGAUACAUCGCCUGGAUAUAGUAUUGGUGACAAUGUUCAAAGGAAGAGGGUAUGUUCAGAAAGCAAGGAAGACAGUCACUGUAAACGCUUCAAAACUGCUGAUGAAAACAAAAAAGAGAAUAUUUGUACAGUGCCAGAAAAAGAGGAAAAAUUUUUGGGAAAGGUCAAACACUUGAUUCAAAAGCGUGUGGAUAUUUUAAAUAAUGACGUCUUUAACCAUAAACUGGAAAGUUUAAAUGGAAGAGUUGAUCAAACACAAUGUCGAAAAAAACAUGAAGAAAUAGCCAUUACAUUUCUAAAGAAAGUGUCUAAGCUUGAGAGACGUAUUAAUACUGUGAUAGCAUUUCAGAAGAAAAUAUUAUCGAAAAUGGUCACUAGUAAGGCAAAUCUUCCAGGUGCAAACUCGCAAAAUGCGAUACUUAAUCGAACCAAAUCUGUUCCACCACUUCCUGAUAACAUAAAUGGACAAUCAGUUUCUUCAGUUAAACAUUUAUCAUCAUCCCAUAGACAAACUGGUUCCACUUCUGAAUGUGUUGCAGAAGAGAAUGUAAGCUCUGAUGAAGUUAUACUGAUUUCUGUGGAAAGCAGAAAUUCAACAACAGUAACAACUGCAAACAAUUCAGAUAUUCAAAAAAAAUUAGUUUCUACACAAGCAGAAAUUUCCACUAAAGCUCAAUCCAAAAACAAGUGUACUGAAGAAAAAACAAAAUCUGCAGUGAUUGAUCUAACAGAAGAAGAAAAGCACAAUUUUGAUAAAGGUCAAGACCUGGAUGGGAGAACUCAGGGUGCUGCAGGAAAUAGUAUUAGUGGCUGGCUUGGUAAGUUAAAAGAAGACCAAAAUUCUGUGUCAAACAAAAGUAAUUCAAAGAAAGCAAGCCCCAAAUCAAAUCGCUUUGCGCCACCAGCACAAGCAUCACAUCAGGUUCUUGAACAGUUUCCACAUCUUCCUCCGCUACCAAGGAUACCUCCAUACCCAGAACUCAAGGAUGGAUUCAGAGACACUGUGCCACCUCAGAAGCCUGAACUAAAACUGGCUCAGGUGCAAAAUCCAAAAGGUAUUGCACUCUCAUGGACUGUUACAGAGAUUGAUCCCAAGUGCGCUCCUGUAGAGAGCUAUCACUUGUUCAUAUACCAUGAACACUCCAAUAACAGUACUGCACCACACUGGAAGAAAAUAGGAGAAAUAAAGGCUUUGCCCCUACCAAUGGCUUGUUCUUUAUCACAAUUUACAGCCUCCAAGAAGUACUACUUUACUAUACAAUCAAAAGAUGUAUGUGGACGUUAUGGACCGUUUUGUGAUAUACAAUCAAUUACUUUAAUUUCUCUGGAAAACUCAUAAGCUACCUCAAUAACUGUUACACGGUUGUUUCAGUUUGAAAUAUUGUAUUUUUACUUGUAAACAAUCCAGAGCCAAGGAAUUAAUUGUACCACAGACUGUAUUCACUCAGUUCUGUUUCUUAUCUAUCAUGCCAACUAUCAGUUAUUUAUAUUCUGAGCAUUGUUCUAUACAUUUUGUAAGUUGUUUCUAAUAACUUGACACUGAGAAUUCUGUUUAUACAACUAAUUUCAGUUC